AUGGCCUUCUCUGCCCACGCACAGAGAUUGGGAGGUUAUGCAAGACACAGUGAGAAAUCUGAUUUCUCUCGAGCACCAGAAAGCAAAAUCAACAAAAUCUUUGCCAAUUUUAAAAUUGAGAUUAAAAAGCUUGUUUCACUUGCUUCUCUUAAUGCAUUAAGGCACCAAUGUAUGAGCAAACAGAGUGAAAACAAAGGUGAUUAUGCAGCCAAAAAGGGCAUAGAACGAGAGGACACAGAACGAGAGGACACAGAACGAGAGGGGACAAAACGAGAGGACACAGAACAAGAGGGAACAGAACGAGAGGGAACAGAACGAGAGGGAACAGAACGAGAGGGAACAGAACGAGAGGGUACAGAACGAGAGGGAACAGAACGAGAGGGGACAGAACGAGAGGGGACAGAACGAGAGGGGACAGAACGAGAGGGAACAGAACGAGAGGGGACAGAACGAGAGGGAACAGAACGAGAGGGGACAGAACGAGAGGGAACAGAACGAGAGGGGACAGAACGAGAGGGAACAGAACGAGAGGGAACAGAACGAGAGGGAACAGAACGAGAGGGGACAGAACGAGAGGGGACAGAACGAGAGGGAACAGAACGAGAGGGGACAGAACGAGAGGGAACAAAACGAGAGGGGACAGAACGAGAGGACACAGAACGAGAGGGAACAGAACGAGAGGGAACAGAACGAGAGGGCACAGAACGAGAGGGAACAGAACGAGAGGGCACAGAACGAGAGGGAACAGAACGAGAGGGAACAGAACGAGAGGGCACAGAACGAGAGGGAACAGAACGAGAGGGCACAGAACGAGAGGGAACAGAACGAGAGGGAACAGAACGAGAGGACACAGAACGAGAGGGAACAGAACGAGAGGGCACAGAACGAGAGGGAACAGAACGAGAGGGAACAGAACGAGAGGGAACAGAACGAGAGGGAACAGAACGAGAGGGAACAGAACGAGAGGGAACAGAACGAGAGGACACAGAACGAGAGGGAACAGAACGAGAGGGAACAGAACGAGAGGACACAGAACGAGAGGGAACAGAACGAGAGGGCACAGAACGAGAGGGAACAGAACGAGAGGGAACAGAACGAGAGGGCACAGAACGAGAGGACACAGAACGAGAGGGGACAGAACGAGAGGGCACAGAACGAGAGGGAACAGAACGAGAGGGCACAGAACGAGAGGGCACAGAACGAGAGGGCACAGAACGAAAGGACACAGAACGAGAGGACACAAGUCGAGAUUGGAAACGAGAGGAGGUGUCACCCUCGACCAAGGACAGUGAAGUGACGGCAGCUCUUGACAGAAUGGAGCAGCGACCGGCAGGGAAGAACCUGUCACCUCGACACUUCAGGAGGGAAACAAGGUUUCCAAGAUGCCGUCUUCGCGACGGUGGCGACAAGCCAACCCGUCCUCUUACCGCCGGCGUGGGAGAGCGUUCGGAAUUACUCAGUUCCUGA
Molecule: messenger RNA, 1467 nt
Organism: Procambarus clarkii (red swamp crayfish)
Lineage: Eukaryota; Metazoa; Arthropoda; Malacostraca; Decapoda; Cambaridae
Source: RefSeq, a predicted model, not a curated record